AUGCGUUUCUCCACCAUCCUCCCCGCAGCCUCGCUGCUCGCUCUCUCCACCACUGCCCCCGUCGACAACCUCUCCACCCGCGCCGCAUGCUCCUCCUACACCAUCAUCAACACCCGCGGCACCGGCGAGAUCCAAGGCGAAUCCUCCGGCUUCCGCACCAUGAACCGCAACAUCCAGUCCGCAGUCUCAGGCGGCAAGAUCUACAACACCGUCUACGCUGCCGGCUUCAGCCAGAACAGCGCUGCCGGCACCGCAGACAUCGUCAACAAAGUCCAGUCUACACUACGCACGAACCCGGAUGAGUGCUUUAUCCUCGAGGGAUACAGUCAAGGUGCUCAGGCGACGGUGAAUGCGAUGUCUCAGCUCACUGGCGCGAAUUUUGAUGCUGUUAAGGGUGUUUUCCUCAUUGGUGACCCGGCGCAUAAGUCGGGAUUGUCAUGCAACGUCGACAAUAACGGUGGUACCACUACCAAGAACGUCAAUGGUUUGUCUGCGGCGCUGAGCAGGGGCAUUCCGAGUAACUGGCAAGGCAAGACGCUGGAUGUGUGCAUCUUUAACUUGGGUACCCAGUUUGUCACUAAGCAGCUCGGUGGAAGUGCUUAG
This is a messenger RNA of Alternaria hordeiaustralica, 603 nucleotides long. RefSeq lists its product as uncharacterized. NCBI's taxonomy places the organism in Eukaryota, Fungi, Ascomycota, Dothideomycetes, Pleosporales, Pleosporaceae. Gene Ontology annotation, molecular function: hydrolase activity. The record is from RefSeq and is a predicted model, not a curated record. The transcript is spliced from 2 exons. Bases 1 to 603 code for a protein of 200 amino acids.